CAGGAAGUGUGAUUGCUACCACCGGAAGCUCCAGCUGGAGCGACCGUAAAGUCUGAAAACAGACGAAGAAGAAGAAGAAGAAGAAGAAGAAGUGGGAGUUCCGCAGACUCUAACCUGUAACAAGAUAGAGCAAAGUGCCUGUGUGUUCCUGCAGUGUGAAUCCCUUUAGUCUGAACACAAGAAGAUGGAUCACAAAGUGCCCGACCUCCCUCAUGGUCCCCUGGACAUUUACAGGAAAAAAGCCUCCUUCAACUGGAAGGAAAUGUGCCUCUUCCUGGAUGGAGAAGAAAUGCUGGAGUUCAAGCAACAUAUUUUCAAGACUCUGGAGAACGAUCCUCUGUUUGCCCGUCGGCCCGGAGAAGACCUCUCUAUGGAGAAAAUGAGAGAACUGAACUUCCUCAGGGUGAAGCAACUUUUCCGCUACAACUUCGUGACAAAAGAAGAGUUGAUGGCUAAACCCUGGAAGAUGAUGGCCCUCACCGACUGUAUGGGCAUGUAUGACUGGACCUUGGUGGCCAAGUUCUUCCUCAAUAUUGGGAUGUUUGGGGAAACUAUUGCCGGCUCAGGUUCAGACAGACACAAGAAGUUUAUUGAAGACACGGCAGACAUGACGACAUACGGUUGCUUUGCCCUGACGGAGCUGAGCCACGGCAGCAACACCAGAGCCAUGAGGACCACCGCCACGUACGAUCCCUCCACGCAGGAGUUUGUGAUCAACUCUCCGGACUUUGAAGCUGCCAAGUUCUGGGUGGGGAACCUGGGGAAAACCGCCACCCACUCCAUCGUGUUCGCUCAGCUCUACACUCCUGACGGGGUGUGCCACGGCCUGCACUCCUUCAUCGUUCCGGUGAGAGAUCCCAAGACCCUGCUGGCUCUGCCUGGUGUGCUGGUUGGAGACAUGGGCAAGAAGUUGGGCCAGAAUGGACUAGAUAAUGGGUUCGCAAUGUUCCACAACGUGAGGAUUCCACGUGAGAACCUGCUCAACAAGACGGGAGACGUUAACCCCGACGGUCGCUACGUGACGCCCUUCAAGGACCCCAACAAGCGUUUCGGGGCCUCUCUGGGCGCCCUGUCCGGGGGCAGAAUAUCCAUCACCAGGAUGGGUAUGACCAACCUGAAGCUGGCUCUGGUCGUAGCCAUCCGCUUCUCCGCCACCAGGAGACAGUUUGGACCCAAAGACGCGGAGGAGAUUCCUGUUUUAGAGUACCAGCUGCAGCAAUGGCGUCUGAUCCCGUACCUGGCAGCAGCGUACGCUCUCGAACACUUCUCCAAGUCCAUCUUCACGAACUUCCUGGAGUUCCAGAUCGGACUGAUGAUGAAGGACAAGAGCAACAGACAAGAAGAGUUGGGCAGGGAGAUCCACGCUUUAGCCUGCUGCAGCAAACCACUGGGCUCCUGGACGGGUCAAAGGGGGAUCCAGGAGUGCAGGGAGGCGUGCGGUGGACACGGAUACUUAGCCAUGAAUCGUCUGGGUGACCUGCGUGGUGACAAUGACCCGAACUGCACAUAUGAAGGAGACAACAACGUGUUGCUGCAACAGACCAGCAACUACCUGCUCAGCCACUUCAAUGGGAAACUCCGCGGACGUUCAAGGAUCGAGUCUCCCCUUCACACUGUGGACUUCCUGGAUGAUUACCAGAAGAUCCUGGAGAGCAAGUUUACAGCAACAACGAUGGAGGAGUGUAUGGACUCUGCAGUGCCGGUGGCGGCCUAUCGGUGGCUGGUGUGUUUCCUGCUGGUGGAGAGUCAUAAGAGGCUGGAGCAGCAGAAGGCCACGUCCAGCGAUGAGUUCGAGGCCCAUAACAACAGCCAGGUCUACUACUGCAGGUCCCUGGCCAUCGCCUACGUUGAACACAACUGCCUUCAGAGAUUUCACGAGCUGACGACCGACCAGGACACACCAGCUGCUCUGAGGCCGGUGCUGAGGAAGCUGUGUGCCCUGUACGGACUGUGGAGCCUCAGCACCCACAUGGCCACGCUGUACCAAGGCGGUUACUUGAGCGGAAGGAAACCUGCAGACUUGGUCCAAAUGUCCAUCCUCACUCUCUGCUCACAGCUGAAGGAUGAUGCCGUGUCUUUGGUUGACGCUUUUGCUCCCACUGAUUUCAUUCUCAACUCACCCAUUGGCAGCGCUGAUGGCCAGAUCUACAAGAACAUGUGGUCAACGGUGAUGCAGGGCAACCAGGUGCUGGAACGUCCGUCCUGGUGGAAAGAGUUCUGCUCGGACAAACCCGUGGUUGGAUCCUUGCGUCCAAGACUCUGAAAUGUGGAACUCAGAGACGUCCUACAAGAGAUUACAGCAAUGAUAUAGCUAUAUAUAUAUAUAUAUAUAUAUAUAUAUAUAUAUAUAUAUAUAUAUAUAGUCCGACUAAAAAACUGUAUGGCCUUUGGUUGGAGAGUGUCAGACAAAACAGGACAUUUUUCACUUUUUCCAACAUCUUAGAAUAAAUACUCAAUUAAAAAAGGAAAUUAAGGUCAGUUAAGAUGCUUUAAAUCUUGAUCAUACUUCAGGGACCAGGUCUAAAUAUUAAUUUGUUGAGACCCUUGACUAAAACGUGUGUGUAAAGACAGAAGAGUCGUCCAAAUGUCCUGUUUUUAUCAGAUUUAUACGUGUGUUUGUCUGGCUCUGUUUCACAAACAGUUCCUGUGAUAAAGGAAUCUCUCAAACAUG
This is a messenger RNA of Mugil cephalus (flathead mullet), 2671 nucleotides long. RefSeq names its product acyl-CoA oxidase 3, pristanoyl (gene acox3). Gene Ontology annotation, biological process: lipid homeostasis; fatty acid beta-oxidation using acyl-CoA oxidase. Gene Ontology annotation, molecular function: pristanoyl-CoA oxidase activity; fatty acid binding; FAD binding. NCBI's taxonomy places the organism in Eukaryota, Metazoa, Chordata, Actinopteri, Mugiliformes, Mugilidae. Bases 185 to 2263 code for a protein of 692 amino acids. The transcript has 19 exons. Gene Ontology annotation, cellular component: peroxisome. The record is from RefSeq and is a predicted model, not a curated record.